AUGCCCACUCCUCGUCAAGUCUACGUCGCCGUCAUUGGCGUCGGCGGUGUUGGAAAAUGCUUCCUGAACCAAUUCCAGGCCCUGAGGACGCGCAUGUCCCAGGCCAGGACUCCCACCUACCUUGACCUCAUCUUUGUCUCCCGUUCGUCCAAGGUUCUCUUCAGCGAGAGCUUCCGCCCUUUGAACCUGGACACAAUCGAAGCCGACCUCAACAACAGCAAGCAACCCAUCCUCGAAGCUUCUGCUCUGGUCGAGUACCUCUCUACCGCUCCCGAGAAGGUCAUCCUCGUCGACAACACCAGCUCGCUCGACAUCGCACGACAAUACCCUGCCUUCCUGCGCAAGGGCAUUAGCAUCGUCACUCCUAACAAGAAGGGCUUCUCUGACAGCUUCGAACUAUGGGAGGACAUGUUCGCUGCUGCCUCCAACGGUACCGGAAACGGUGGCUAUCUCUUCCACGAGAGCACUGUCGGUGCUGGUCUUCCCGUCCUCUCCACCCUGAAAGAGCUUGUCGAGACUGGUGACGAGGUUACAAAGAUUGAGGGUGUCUUCUCUGGCACAAUGAGCUUCUUGUUCAACAGCUUCAUGCCCGUUGGUGGUGGUGGUGGCUCAUUCGCCGCCGAGGUCAAAAAGGCAAAGGAUCUAGGAUACACCGAGCCUGACCCAAGAGAUGACUUGAACGGUCUUGAUGUUGCUCGCAAGUUGACUAUUCUCGCUCGUCUUGCCGGACUCAAGAUCCAGAACCCCACCAGCUUCCCUGUCCAAAGCUUGAUCCCCAAGGAGCUGGAAUCGUGCACCAGCGGCGACGACUUCAUGGCUCGCUUGCCCGAGUUUGACGACCAGAUGGAGAGGCUGAAGCAAGAGGCUGCCAGCGAGGGCAAGGUUGUCCGUUUUGUGGGCAGCAUUGAUGUUGCUAGCCAGAACGUCAAGGUCGGUCUUGAAAAGUUCGACGCAAGCCACCCUAUUGCCGCUCUCAAGGGCAGCGACAACAUCAUCAACUUCUACACCAAGAGAUACGGAUCCAACCCCCUCAUCAUCCAAGGCGCUGGCGCUGGUGGUGAAGUGACUGCUAUGGGUGUUACUGGUGAUGUCCUCAAAGUCCUGCGUUCGCUCAACUGA
Molecule: messenger RNA, 1119 nt
Organism: Aureobasidium subglaciale EXF-2481
Lineage: Eukaryota; Fungi; Ascomycota; Dothideomycetes; Dothideales; Saccotheciaceae
Exons: 2
Coding region: 1-1119 (372 amino acids)
Biological process (GO): aspartate family amino acid biosynthetic process; L-homoserine biosynthetic process
Molecular function (GO): homoserine dehydrogenase activity; aspartate kinase activity; NADP binding
Source: RefSeq, a predicted model, not a curated record